Beauveria bassiana ARSEF 2860 is the source of this 612-nucleotide messenger RNA. RefSeq lists its product as uncharacterized. The record is from RefSeq and is a predicted model, not a curated record. Lineage: Eukaryota; Fungi; Ascomycota; Sordariomycetes; Hypocreales; Cordycipitaceae. The transcript is spliced from 3 exons. The coding region runs from base 1 to 612 and encodes 203 amino acids.
AUGACAAAUCUCCCCAUCGACAACCCGCCUACUUUAAGUUCCCGUUCAGACGUUCCCAGUGACGAGGACAUAGGGUUCAACGACCCCUGGAAUAUCGUAUUUGUCAAUAUGGAGGCUGAGGGCCUUCCUGAACGAUUCAAGGAACGUCAGACGGAGCUAGAGACGAUGCUCCUGUUGACUCACCAGCUUGUCACCAUUCACUGUGGUAUUCAGGUAAAAAAUAGAAAAGCAGAAGGGCAGCUGCCAGCCGAUGGCAGCGGUGCAUCUCAAUGGGAACGCGCUGCAUACCGAGUCAAGGUUUUGAAAACUUACUUCCAGAACGGCAUUUACCCAUGGCUUGUCUACUCCGGGCAACACAAUACGGCUGAACAGAUCGUUACGGAGAGAAACCAGUUUCACUGGCGAUUGCUCGCAAACAUGCUCAGUGGGAUUACAGUUCCCCGACCGGUCGCGACGUCGCUCGAAGUUGUCUUCCAGAGAGUUUCUAGUACUAUUAAAGAGACAGAAAACGCCCCUAGUAGCCAGCCCUUCUUGGGUCUGAUUCAAGCCAUUACAUAUGAUGAAGUACGGGAUAAUUUACAUGCCUGGACCGCUAAUCUAACACAGAACUAA